Messenger RNA from Durusdinium trenchii, 786 nucleotides. The record is from the annotation of a GenBank genome assembly. Lineage: Eukaryota; Dinophyceae; Suessiales; Symbiodiniaceae.
AUGGAUCUUGGGCCAAAGGUGAUGGGCCAUCAGUUUUGUGCAGCGCUCUUCCUUCUGACCUUGGCUUCCGCGGAGCUGCGUUUGCCUGGUGCGAGCAAGUCGAAGCAAGUUCGACGCCAAAGCAUAGAGGGCUGCCAAACGAUCCGUUUUGCAGAGCUUUGCGAACUUCCAGAGUUGCCAAGGACCUGCUUUCAGCUCCAGCCAUCGGACGCUCAACGCUGCGAGCUUCGUGGACCUCGCGCUGCGCCGGCGCGGCUGGUGACGGCGGAGAAUGUGACCGGUGUGGCGACCCUGCGCACGCAGGGGGAGCUGCGCAUCACUGGGCACAUCCAAAUGAUCUCGCUCCGCUUCGACGCUGAGACUUUGGUCUUGGACGAUGCCCAAGUGGAAGCCUGGCAUGAAGAUCAUCACGAACUGAUUGACCUGGGCGGCGCAUUUUCGAGCAGAGGGCCAUUCACUUUGACCAAUUCCAACCUGACCGUGUGGAGCACCUCAGCCACGGCGGGUGGCGGCCUGGCGGCCGCUGGGGACCUGACGUUGGCCAAUUCCACCCUUCGAGUGCUGCAUGCUUCAGCGACACAGGGCGGCGGCUUCUACGGUAAAGCAGCAGUGAGGCUUCAGCAGGAUUCUACACUCUUUAUGGAGAACAUGUCAGCCACAUACGGAGCUGGUUUCUACGUGGUGGGAGAUGUUGAUGUUUCAGCUGCGACCUCAAUCAAACGUUCAGGGUUCCAAGUAGCAACGCAGAUGCUGGACAUAGAAGCUCUGACACUACAUGUUUCGUAG